Gossypium raimondii (Peruvian cotton) is the source of this 1384-nucleotide messenger RNA. RefSeq names its product protein PLANT CADMIUM RESISTANCE 6. Lineage: Eukaryota; Viridiplantae; Streptophyta; Magnoliopsida; Malvales; Malvaceae. Bases 95 to 1120 code for a protein of 341 amino acids. The record is from RefSeq and is a predicted model, not a curated record. The transcript is spliced from 4 exons.
AGACUAAUUAUAAGUAACCAUAGAACCUUGUUUUAGCUAUCAUCUUCUAUCUCACAAGAGAGCACAAAAAGAACAGUGAGAGCAGAAGAAGACAAUGGGACGCCCUGAUACAGACCCUGAACAAAUACAAGCCGAAUACGAACUUCACCCUCAAGAAUACGACCCGACCCAUGAACCAACUCCGAAUGUGGCCGAUGAAUAUCCACCGCCACCACCUUAUGAAAACAGCAAUCAACAAGGCCAACAACAACCUCAAUUCCCGCCGCAACAACCACCGCAAUACCCACCACCUGCUCAGCAACAGCCACCGCAAUACCCACUACCUGCUCAACAGCAGCCUCCGCAGUACCCACCACCAUCAGAACAACCUAACCAAGCCUAUCCUCCACCGCAGUGGCCCGCGCCGUACCCACCGCAACAAAACAUGCAAUACAAUCCAGCGUACCCUAACGGGACGAACCAGCAGCCAGCGGCGGCGGCGUAUCCGCCACAGCCAGUACAGUAUCCGCCGAAAAGUCCAGCGGCAAAUCAGAUGUACGCAAAUGUAGGACCACAAGCGACGCAGCCUCAGACCGUUUACGCCCCUAACGUAGCGCCACAAGUGUUUCCUCAACCGGCAUUCUUGCCUCCUGAUCAAGGACAGGGCAUGCCGCCUGUUUCACCGCAUAAACAUGUGGCAGGGAUCCCGGUGGUGAAUGGUGGUGUUGACGGUUGGCGGACUGGCCUUUUUGAUUUCAUGGAUGAUCCGAUGAACGCUCUAGUGACAGCCUUCUUCCCAUGUUUGACAUUCGGCCAGAUCGCCGAAAUCGUGGAUGACGGCCACACAACUUGUGGAACCAGUGGACUGCUUUACGGUGCAAUCGCGUUCUUAAUUGGAUUGCCGUGCCUAAUGUCGUGCACUUACAGAACCAAACUAAGAAACAAAUUCGGUUUGCCGGAAGCUCCGGCACCCGAUUGGGUCACUCACUUCCUUUGCGAGUGGUGUGCUCUUUGUCAAGAAUACAGGGAGCUUCAGCUUAGGGGCUGGGAUCCUUCUAUUGGGUGGCAAGGAAACUUGGCAAAGAAGCAGGUGCAACAGCCAGUGAUGAUGGCACCGAUGAACCAAAGAAUGAUAGCUUGAGAUGAUGAGGAAACUGCCAUUUUACGAAUGUUUUGUUUUUUUUUUUGUUUUUGGUAAUUAUUUUAUGUUUGGAUUGGUUUAAUUAUAUGUCAAAUGCUGUUUCAAUUUAAUUUCCGUCGAUAAAAUAAAUUAUCUCAACAAAAGCAUGAUUUGGUUGUAAAACAUAAAUGCCUUUUUGGCCUCGAUAAUGGGUAAAUUUCGGCUUUAACAUGAUAAAAUAUAAUUAAUAAAAUUUUAAUUCAAAACUGAGAUAUUGGAUUUUAA